Molecule: messenger RNA, 726 nt
Organism: Angiostrongylus costaricensis
Lineage: Eukaryota; Metazoa; Nematoda; Chromadorea; Rhabditida; Metastrongylidae
Source: the annotation of a GenBank genome assembly
AUGUGCUCACUCAAUUUUAGAAUGGCUGUAACCCACGUCAUUUUUGAUUUCGACGGUCUUCUUGUGGACACUGAAGCCUGCUAUACCAAAGCGAACGAAGCAAUAUUGGAGAAAUAUGGACGCAAGUUCACACAGGAACUGAACUCAAGUUUGUUUUUAGCGCAUACUUUAGAUGAUUACCUUGCUAUGAAAGUUAAUUUGGCCGAUAAAAUUACACUAUCAGAGUAUUUGACCCAAUACGACACGAUUUUGGCAGAAAUGUUCUUGAAAUGCAAGGCAAUGCCAGGUGCUGAACGACUGGUUCGUCAUUUUCACAAGAAAGGUAUUCCACAAGCAAUUUGUUCGGGAUCCAGGGGUUCAACAUUUGGUCCAAGGCGCGAACCACAUAAGGAGUGGUUAGAUCUUAUACCGCUUAAGGUGUUCUGUGGAGACGAACCUGACAUCAAGAGGGGAAAGCCGUAUCCGGACCCAUAUUUGGCCGCUAUGAACAAGCGAGUUGUUAACUACGUAUAUUUAUUUCCUGCGAUGCCUAGCGAUCCUUCAAAAGUGCUUGUGUUCGAGGAUUCGCCGAAUGGAGGGCGAUCGGCGAAAGCUGCCGGCAUGAAAUGUGUCAUGGUACCGAACGAAAAAUUUCGCAAAGAAGCACUCGAAAUCGGUGUAACCCAAGUGCUCGACAGUCUCCUUGAGUUUCGCCCUGAAGAAUAUGGACUUCCUCCUUUUGAUUAA